Molecule: messenger RNA, 864 nt
Organism: Cryptococcus amylolentus CBS 6039
Lineage: Eukaryota; Fungi; Basidiomycota; Tremellomycetes; Tremellales; Cryptococcaceae
Exons: 2
Coding region: 1-864 (287 amino acids)
Source: RefSeq, a predicted model, not a curated record
AUGGUGGAGGAUUUUCACCGAGUAUACCGGGAUGCGGUGUUGCGCUGGACGGAGCUGGGGUGUGCAGAGGAUGUUGCUUCCGAACGAGGAAAGUAUGAAGUUGAUGUGUAUGUGAGAGGGGUCUAUCAGCGAACACUGGGAAUAUUGAGAGAUGGCGCUGAGCCGGGCACCCGUUUGGUGUCUGUAUCUGGACCAUCGAACAAUCAACCUUCUGUUCACCGGACCUCAGACAGCCCUCUGCAACAGGGCGCCGGAGCAGUGGCCUCAACGGUAUAUUCCGCUCUUGGUCUGAGCAGCGGCUUCUCAUCCAUCCCUCUACCAAAAGUAUCCGGAUCUACAGCAGCUCUCUCAUUCAAGCUCCCCAACAGCGACGUCCAUCGCUACAUCACAGCCUUCCUCAUCGACAACGUCAUCCAAAGAUUCAACACCGGCAACUACAUACCCAUCGGCUUUCUACCACCCUUCACGAUGACUGGCACUCCCGUCAACUCACUCGAGGAGGCCUUGGACCCGAAAUUGGGGUGGUUCUGGAGUAAAGAAGAUGUGCUUCGGGUGACGGAGGUGGUAGCGCGGGAAGCGUUCGGGACGAAGAAUCUGGAUGGGCUCGACGUUGUUGGAUCGCCCCAUGAUGAAACGGCAGUUGGGAGAGCGAGAAGUCUUCAUCCUCGGAAUCGGGUGGAACUCGGGUCGCGUGCGGUGAAUUGUUGGAUGGAUGAGCUGCUUGGGAUGUACAGGGAGAAAAGCGUGGAAAAGAUAGGGACGAUGGACGAUUGGAAUGAGAGGGAGAGAAAUAUGGUGGAGGCGAGGAGAAAGAUCGUGGAUAGUGUGAGUAGGGAGCUGGUUUUGAAUCGGAAAGUGGAUUAG